Messenger RNA from Nerophis ophidion (straightnose pipefish), 1054 nucleotides. Its product is annotated as transmembrane protein 229b-like. Lineage: Eukaryota; Metazoa; Chordata; Actinopteri; Syngnathiformes; Syngnathidae. The record is from RefSeq and is a predicted model, not a curated record. Bases 234 to 764 code for a protein of 176 amino acids. The transcript has 2 exons.
UAGAACGGAAGCUCCGGCAAACAAGCAGUUAAGAAAAAGAUGCAGAAUGUGCGUGUGUGAGCUGAUGCUUGCUGCUGCUGAUGAUGAUGAUGCAGCAUUAAAAGUCAAAAAUGUCCACUUCCGUCGGAGGGUAGGAGCUGCUGCUGCUGCUGUCAGCCGCAAAUCGAGCACCUUCCCCGGGCGUCGAGUGGCGAGGAGAGCCGCUGCAGUGGAGAUCCAAGGCGUGAAGAGCCAUGGCGACCACGAUGCUGCAGCCUCCCGUGCCGCUGGCGGUGCUCUCCCGCUGGUACCUGUACGCCAUCCACGGCUACUUCUGCGAGGUCAUGUUCACGGCGGCGUGGGAGUUCGCCGUGAACCGCGACUGGAAGUUCCCGGGCGUGACCAGCGUGUGGGCGCUCUUCAUCUACGGCACGUGCAUCCUGACGGUGGAGCGCAUGUACCUGUACCUGCGCGGGCACUGCCACGUGUUGGUGCGCUGCCUCAUCUACACGCUGUGGACGUACAUGUGGGAGCUGAGCACGGGGCUGCUGCUGCGCCAGUUCCACGCCUGCCCCUGGGACUACUCCGCCUUCCGCUACAACUUCCUGGGCCUGAUCACGGCCGAGUACGCGCUGCCGUGGUUCUGCGCCUCCUUCAUCGUGGAGCGCUUGGUCAUCCGCAACACGCUGCGCCUGCGCUUCCAUCAGGGCGCCGACGACGGCUGGGGCCGGAGCUACCUCAGCGGCUGGUUGUCCGGCAAUAACAGCUUCCUCAAAUGGGAGUAAACUCUUGCAGGGGGCGGGGGAUACUGGGACUCAACUCCACCCCCCUGACUAUUACUGCAUGAAAACAAGGAAAACAUGAACCCUCUUCAGCAUCGUCAUCAUCAUGACCUCUAACUCCUCAUGGAUUACUCAUGGGAUUUUACAUUAGGCUCGAGCGUAGUAACCUCAAAGCCUGAAACUGUUCUGUGUGUGUCCAAAAUAAACUUUACAAACAUUGGUGUUUUGUUGAUAGACCCACGACACCUGCGCAGGGCUCAACGGCAACAUCUGGUCUCCCAGGUGUGCCCCCC